This is a messenger RNA of Ectocarpus sp. CCAP 1310/34, 431 nucleotides long. Lineage: Eukaryota; Phaeophyceae; Ectocarpales; Ectocarpaceae. The record is from the annotation of a GenBank genome assembly.
CCCCCUCCUCGGCCUGCUCCCCGGCCGGGGCCGAAAUCGACCUAGUGAGUCCCUCGCGGGCGAACCAGGACACAACAGAUAGUAGGCGGGUGGUGUCCCAAGGUGCAACUCACCGCCGCGCUGGCUCAGCGUGGCGGUGAGGAUGCACAGACGGUGGUAGUGGCGAGAGGUGUGUAUGGACACUGUUCCCGCGGCAGUAAUGCAAAGCGGCAAACUGCACCUGGCAACCACCGUCGCGGAAAGCGUGGCCCACGAAGCUGAAGGAGUAGAGAGAUUCGUAAACACCACGUCAGUAAGCACCGCUCGCGGGAGAAGGGAGACGACCGCGGGCACCGCGGGGAGGGAGUGCUGCACCCUCCUCGUCAAAACACCACAGGCAAGAACCGAGCUCUGCAGAGAUGGAUUGAUGCGAGGAAACUCGCCGCUCGGAA